Molecule: messenger RNA, 1661 nt
Organism: Bacillus rossius redtenbacheri
Lineage: Eukaryota; Metazoa; Arthropoda; Insecta; Phasmatodea; Bacillidae
Exons: 4
Coding region: 264-1451 (395 amino acids)
Molecular function (GO): nucleic acid binding
Source: RefSeq, a predicted model, not a curated record
UAAAUCUCUGGUGAAAUAAAAACGUUAUGUUAACGGUAAAAAAAUAUUACGUGCCGAAACCGUGGUCGCGCAUUAAUAAUGUUAAUAGUCACUUGUUUGUUUUCUCUUUCAGCCGUUUGUCUGCAGUCUGCACUCUUUACGCCAUAUUGCAGUGUGUUUUAAUAUAUUACUGACCGUGAAAUAACGUACAGUUUGUGUUUCAGGAUUUUGUGUUAAUAUUGUGUAUUUUAACUUUGUUAUAUUAUUUAUUAUCUACUAUUGUAAUGAUGGAAUUUGUUAUCGUUUUGAUAUUUUGUGUGGUUCUUGUGAUUGCUGUAAUGGUAAUUGGUUCCGGGAUGGGGAAAGCUACUUCUUCGCAGCGUCAGAUGGACAUCAUUAACGUCGCUCAGAACUUAUAUGUUUUAAUUAGGAAAGGCGACUUGAAGAAAUGUGACGUUACGCAGACGACCACGUUUCUUCUCAACAUCGCAAAGUCAACUGUUCUCAAGUACUACAAGAAAGACAUUGAAGAAGUUUCAACACCAGGAAAAAAGAGGAAAAAAAGGCCACAGGAAGGAAAGUCACUUGACACAGUCGACGAUUUCACAGUAAAUGCAAUCAGGAAUGCAAUUUACAGGAUGUACGCUGAAGGUUUGAAUGUUACAGUCGACACCAUUUUGAAAGAAAUCAGGGAAAGACAAAUAGAUUAUUAUGGUGGAAGAUCAAGUCUUCAUAAAUUGUUAAAGAAGAUGGGAUUUUCAUGGAAAACUGUUGAUGGACGAAAAGCUUUGAUAGAGAAUGAAAACAUAGUAUUGCAGCGAAUAGAUUUCUUGAGAAAGUAUAAAGAAGAAAAAGAAAGAGGUGCCAAUUUCAUAUUUGUUGAUGAAACAUGGAUUUUCCAGAGAGGCAAGGCAUUAAUUUAUUUGAAAAUUUGUUCUGUGGUCCAAUACAAAGUAUUUCAUUUCCAUUUCAUAUAUUUUUCAGGAACUGUAUCAAAGUCAUGGCAGGACAAGAGUCUACAAUCUGCGAAGAGACGUACUGUUGGAGAUGGUAAAAGGUUUAUUGUUGUUAAUGCUGGAGGGCGCACUGGCUUUGUGCCAGGAGCAGGAUUACUUUUUGUUUCAGGUCAGAAGACUGCAGACUACCAUGGCGAGAUGAAUGGGGAAACUUUCUUGAUGUGGUUUGAAGACAUGUUGGUGCAUCUUCAGGAACCCAGUGUCAUCAUAAUGGACAAUGCUUCAUAUCACAGCACCCAGGUUGAGAAAACACCUACAACGAACUGGACCAAGGAUGCACUGAUCGCGUGGCUGGAGAAGAAUGAGAUAAAACAUGAAAAUAAUUUGUUGAAAGUGGAGCUGCUGAGAAUAGCUAAACAAAACAAGCCCCGAAUACGGUAUAUUAUUUCGUUUUUUUUACAGCAUUUCUUUAAAAGUGAGAUAGUUGCAAAAAAUUACGUAUACGCCUUGUUCUAACACACUUUUCAGAUAUGAGGUAGACGAGUUGGCUCGUAACUAUGGCCACGAAAUUCUACGACUCCCACCCUAUCACUGCCACUAUAAUGCAAUCGAACUAGUUUGGGCUCAAUGUAAACACCAUUACAAUAGUAACGUGGGGCGGGCCAAGAGAUUUGACAAUGAUGCAGUUGCAGCCAUCUGGAAAGAGGCUCUUGAUGCUUCCACACC